Molecule: messenger RNA, 1107 nt
Organism: Metarhizium brunneum ARSEF 3297
Lineage: Eukaryota; Fungi; Ascomycota; Sordariomycetes; Hypocreales; Clavicipitaceae
Source: RefSeq, a predicted model, not a curated record
AUGCUUAUAUUUGCAGUCGCCGCACUCGCCGUGACGGGCCUUUCCAACACACUGGCAGGGGGCUCAGACCAACAAGCCGGCUUGCUAGCUCGUGCAAGCAGUCCAAGAUUCCCAUUUGACGAGAAUACAUCUCAGUACUGCACCUUUUGGUAUGAAAAUGAUGGAUCUAUGCCAUGUACAGAGGCCCUCGAUCUUUUCAGUGUGUCUUUAGAAGACUUUGUCCGAUGGAAUCCUUCGGUAACCUCUACAUGCGACAACUUCCUCGAGUCUCGUUCUUUCUGUAUGGAGGCUAGUGGUGAACCUGUUAUCACUACUACGUCCACUUCUACCGAGCCCACGACAACUACGAAACCAUUUAACGGCAUUCAAACUCCCAGUCCAACCCAGCCAGAUAUAAUCGACAGCUGUAAUAAAUUCUACUGGGUGAACAACGGCGAGAGCUGCGAGAACGUCGCUUCCAAGAACGGCAUUCCACUGCAAGAUUUCUUAGCCUGGAACCCUAAAGCCGGCAAUCAAUGCUACGGCCUCUGGGCUAAUGCCUACUCGUGCGUUUCCAUUAUUGGUUAUAUCCCACCCACACCCUCUGAGCCUACAAACGGCGUAGAGACACCCACGCCGAUACAGCCCGGCAUGGUUGCCGACUGUAAUAAGUUCUAUUACAUUAAAUCGGGAGACUCGUGUGGCAGUAUUGCCUCUAAUAGCGGUAUCUCAGUCUCUGACCUUAUUAAUUGGAAUCCCGGGGCUGGCACGCUUCCAGCAUUCCGUAUUAAGACACGAUACCAUAUUGAUUGCACAGGCGACGUUUAUAAUGACGUUUUAGUCAGGGGUGGCAUGUGUAUAAAUACUGGAUGUUCUGUUGGAUCCCUUGAGAUCGCGGCCGAGGGAUACUGCCCAGAUGGCCAGGUUCAGAUUAGCUACUGGGAACAACCAAACUGCGUUGGUAAGUGGUUUGGGUAUGGGUAUACUAAGCGGGGGCAGUGUCGCGGUGUCUGGACUGAUGGAUGGAAGUUCAAGUCGUUAUUUCUACGGUGCGCCAAGGAGGAAGAUGAUUGCGUUAGCCAGGGGACCUGCUCAUACGAUCCAGAGCCUGAUACAUCUCUUUGUUAG